AUGCCUUCAGCGAGGAGGUCCUCACAAGUUGCAAAAGCACCGGCGGCAGCGUCCACCUCGUCAGCUGCAGCUGCUACAUCGGUACCGACAUCGGCAGAAGCUGGACUGUCGACAUCAGCCAAGCAACAAGACAUGCAAAAAGAGGAAGCCUCUACAGAUGCGCACCUUGAACUUCUCACCGAGCAUUUUGGCUACAAUCCCAAGUCUUUCAUCGAUGCAUUGGUCUAUCUUUCCAACGAGCAUCUGUACAGCAUCGCUACUGAGUUCGAGAAUGUAGUGCUGGAUUUACUCAAACAUGUCGAUGGAGGCGAACUGGAAGCCGAGCAGGGUAUGCAUGCGAUUUUGACGCUGAUGGAGAAUUCGCUGGACCAUACGCUCGACACGUUUGAACUGUACUGCUUCCGAUCGGUCUUUGGCAUCCGUUCACGACAGGCCAAGUACAUGACGCUGGACCAUCAUCGUGGCUUGGACCUUCGCACACGUCAGCCAGGUGCAUCGAGCUCGUCAAAGGGCCAGAACAAGUCGGCGAGAAAGAGUGUAGCUGGUACACCAACAGCUGCAAGCGCGAGUCAGCGUAGUUACCAGCUCGGAGAGACUGAGGAUUCUCUCAAGCGUCAGAUUGCGGCUGCCAGAGCGACACAACACAAACUUGUCCUUGCCAAAAACGCUACCCAAGAGAGUCUGAAUCGCAUGCUUGAUCUUGCCGAGCGAUUCUCAGCCAUCCUGUACGCCGACAGCAACGACGUCUCCGCGUGCGGCAGCCAUGUCAAAUCGACCAUGUCUGUUCUUACCGAAACCCUGGGUCAACAUGCACGCAAACUCAAAGCAGACACCAUACCUCUGCUUAGGGCACUCCAGGAACUUCGAUCCACCGAUCCACUCGGUGAACCAUUGUAUUCAGGUGGUGUUAGGGCUGGAGACAAGGAGGCGGGUGAUGCAGAUGCAGAUGACGACGCGGUAGUGGCGACGGAUGUGCGAGCCUGGGAGGGCGGCCGUGAAAAUUAUCUGAAUUGGGAAGCCGAUCGUAUCAUUACCGAGAGCAAACGCAGUGGCGCGGCGACGGGUGCAGCUGCGAGUGCCAGUGUUGCAAGCGGUGGAGCGUCCAGAGCAAACAAUGAUGCACAAGUGGCGGCACAGGACGCGACGCUGGCGGCCGAUGACGAUUCAAAGACUCCCAAGCGCAAACGUUCGGCGGCUCAGCCGUCAUCGUCCAAACGCAAAACACCAGCAACGGCGACUCGCUCUCGAGGCUGA
Molecule: messenger RNA, 1254 nt
Organism: Mycosarcoma maydis (corn smut)
Lineage: Eukaryota; Fungi; Basidiomycota; Ustilaginomycetes; Ustilaginales
Exons: 1
Coding region: 1-1254 (417 amino acids)
Biological process (GO): mitotic cell cycle; kinetochore assembly; mitotic sister chromatid segregation
Cellular component (GO): chromosome, centromeric region; nucleus
Source: RefSeq, a predicted model, not a curated record